CUGCAAUAACAUUAUUCCUUAGAGCUCUUUUCCUGGGAAUUUGCACCCCUCUCUGCUUUCAGACAUCUCCUUCUCGUUCUGCCAUUUUGGAGAGGCAUGCUGCCCUAAUGCAGCCAUUAGUAGUCACGUCAUCUGGGAAUUACCAGAAGACUUAGUAGUUAGUUCCUGAAGGGAGGAUACUGUGAGAGUGAAAAUGCAGCUAAAAAUGUAGACAAUCAAGUACAUUUUCUGUAGUGCAACUAAGUUACUUUUUUCUAGAUUAAAAAUAAGGGAAAAAAAGAGGUAACAUAGUAGGGGGGACAAAUGGAUAUAGUUAAAAAAAAAAAAAAAAGACACUUCUGUCCGAUGUGCUGACAAAUAGUUUAGACCUGUUAACUCAUUAUUUCUUAAUUUAGAUCUUCAAGCCCAGUACCACACACAAAAAGUUCCAGUUAAUCCAUUUUAUUAAUAAACACUACAACAUAUAAUGCCAUUUCUACUUCUUGUUUACUUACAGGUAUAUCGCAAACAUCUUUUCUUUGUAAGAAUAUUCUGUUAAAACUUUUAAUAGCUGAAAUACAGUAUUUUUUCUCACCAGAUUAUACAACAUAAGAAGGAGGAUGCCUAUUUUUCCAAAGUGUAUUUGUAAUAAAAAUUUCACCAGUUUUGCUCUAUAAAAUCUUUGCCGAGUAAUAAAAAUGUCAACUUCUCCUAUUCAAUGUCUUUAUCAAAAUGUAUGAUUAUUGGAUCGUGGCCUGUCGAUUUCACAAACUUCAUAAAGUCUUUAGGGCUUAGGCCCAUGGUUGCAGAGUUUGUCAUGGGAUGGAAAUACACCUUCUCGUGGCCCCCCUCCAGAAAGCCGGCAUCCAAGACGAACUUUAUGUCUCCUUGGUCGCAGAAGAGGGCCAGAGGUGUCGCACAGCCUUGGCCUACUUUUAAUUUUUCCAGCAUGGCGUUUUCAUCAGCAAACCUUAGGUUUCCGCUUCCAACACCCAGUUUUUUGGCAAGCUCGUUCAAGUUGAUCUGUCUGUCGUGCAGGACAGUCACCAGCCAGAAGCCUUUCUUCUUUUUGUCUCUAAGGAAAAGGUUUUUGCUGUGCCCUCCUUUCAGGUGUUGGACGUGGGACAUCAUUUCCUCAACCGUGAACACCUGGGGGUGCUCGGCGGUGAGGGCGGCGAUGCCCAGCUCCCGCAGCCGCUGCUCCAGCUCCGCCCGCAGCCCCGCCGCCGCCAUGGCUGCCACGGGUCCGCCCCGCUCCGGCAGCGGCACCGCGCAGGCGCCGGGCCUCCACACGUCGCGCCUGCGCACGGCGGCGAGGACUGCUGGGGCGGUUGGGUGCCGUUGGGGGUCCCCGGGGCGGGCCUGGCCGCGAGGUGAAGAAAUGAAUCGAGGGUUGAUAGUGAAGUUUGAAAAUCUGGUCCAGUUACGUGGUGCUUGCCGACAGCUGCGUACUGUUUCCUACAGGAAAGUCAACAGAGCACAAUGGAAGCCUGUGCAGUCAUCUGCGUGUCCUGUACAGUCCGUUCAUCUGUAUCCACAGUUCUGGCAAAAAGACAAAUCAAUCAGUGUCGUCUUAUCUCAAUACAGACAUCUAGCUACAACGGAGGAGAAGAAAAAGAGCAAAAAGAAAUUGCCGCUGACCAAAGGUGAAGUGGAGAUAAGGCAGCAGAUGACUGUUGAGGAACUUGCACAAGCAAUGGGCAAAGACUUAGAUCACGUGUAUGAAGCCCUGCUGUACACAGAUAUUGAUCUUGGUUCCCUAGAACCAGAUUCCAUUUUAAAUGAGGACUAUAUCAAGCUAAUUGUUAAAAAAUCAGGAAUGAAGUAUAAGUCAGCAAAACUGAAAGAAGAGAAAGAAAGAGAAAAUACAGAUGCUGUAAAACGACCCCCUGCAGACCCAGCAUUAUUAACCCCACGGCCCCCAGUUGUUACUAUAAUGGGCCAUGUUGAUCAUGGGAAAACAACUUUACUUGACAGCCUACGAAAAACUCAAGUGGCAUCAAUGGAAGCAGGAGGCAUUACACAACACAUUGGUGCUUUUCUUGUGCAUCUGCCUUCUGGGGAAAAGAUAACUUUUCUUGAUACUCCUGGACAUGCAGCUUUUUCAGCCAUGCGAGCAAGAGGUACCUCUGUAACUGACAUCGUCAUACUGGUUGUAGCGGCGGAAGAUGGAGUGAUGCAACAAACUGUAGAAUCCAUUCAACAUGCUAAAAAUGCAGGAGUUCCUCUUAUCCUUGCCAUUAACAAAUGUGACAAACCUGAAGCUGAUCCUGAAAGAGUGAAGAAGGAAUUGAUGGGUCACGAUGUGAUCUGUGAAGAGUUUGGAGGGGAUGUUCAAGCUGUAAAUAUUUCAGCACUCAAGGGUGAAAACCUGAUGGUUUUGGCAGAAGCAACUGUUGCUUUAGCAGAGAUGUUAGAACUGAAGGCAGACUACACAGGUCUGGUAGAGGGGACUGUAAUUGAGUCUCGCAAAGACAAAGGGAAAGGUCCAGUUACCACAGCCAUUGUCCAAAGAGGAACUCUGAGGAAAGGCUGUGUUCUGGUUGCAGGGAAGACCUGGGCAAAAGUGCGUUUCAUGUUUGAUGAGAAUGGAAAAGCUGUAGAUGCAGCCUCUCCUGGCAUCCCUGUGGAAAUCAUGGGCUGGAAGGAAGUCCCUUCAGCGGGAGAUGAAAUCCUUGAAGUAGAAUCUGAGCAAAGGGCACAUGAAGUUGUGGCUUGGAGAACCUAUGUUGAACAGCAAGAGAAGGUGAGAAGAGAUGGGGAAGUUAUUGAAGCAAAGCAAAAGGAACACAGGGUGGAAUAUGAGAAGAAGCAACAGAAGCUAGCCCAUCUGACCUGGAGACAGAGAAGGGCGUUGCUCUACAAGACCAACAAGCAUCUAAUGUUCUCAAAGCCUAAAGAGAGAACAGAAGUGGACAAAAACGUGCUGUCAGUAAUUGUUAAAGGUGAUAUGGAUGGAUCUGUCGAAGCUAUUCUGAACAUUCUGGACAGCUAUGAUGCUGAUGAUGAAUGUAGAUUGGAUAUCAUCCAUUUUGGAAUGGGAGAUAUCAGCGAAACUGACAUAAGUCUUGCUGAAGCAUUCAAUGGUGUUGUUUAUGGAUUCAGCGUGAAAGCCAAUGAAACUAUUAAAAAGCUGGCUGCUAAAAAGGGAAUAAAAAUUAAACUUCACAACGUCAUCUACAAACUUAUUGAAGACUUGCAAGAUGAGCUAAAUAGCAGACUGCCUCCAUCUGUGGUGGAAAAUACAAUAGGGACAGCUUCUGUUCUUGACGUCUUCUCUGUAACAGUAGGAAAAAACAAAAUUUCAGUAGCUGGGUGCAGAGUACAGAAGGGGCAACUAGACAAAAGGAUGAAAUUUAAGUUAAUCCGUAAAGGGGAUGUUAUUUGGCAAGGAUCUUUAUCAUCGCUGAAGCAUCAUAAAGAUGAUGUCCAGGUAAUAAAAACAGGUAUGGAUUGUGGAUUAAGUUUGGACAAGCAUAUAGAAUUCAAUAUUGGAGAUGAAAUUAUCUGUUAUGAAGAAAAAGAAGUUCAACAGACAACCUCGUGGGAUCCAGGAUUUUAAAAUACAUCGAAUCCCCAGCAAGGACAUGCACUAUUCCUGGCCUUGAACUCUUAGCAUUAAAUGAACUUAUAAAGAAGCUUACGUGCAUCUCUCUAUCUGAUGCUUCUGUAUUCUAUGUUUAAACCUCAUCAAGCAACCAGCGUACCUCAUUGGAGCACCAGAUGAAUGACCCUAACUGCAAGCAUUUUGUGUGUGUAAAGCCAUCAAGGUGUAAAUACUUCUGACUUUAUUGAU
Messenger RNA from Cygnus olor (mute swan), 3775 nucleotides. RefSeq names its product mitochondrial translational initiation factor 2 (gene MTIF2). NCBI's taxonomy places the organism in Eukaryota, Metazoa, Chordata, Aves, Anseriformes, Anatidae. Gene Ontology annotation, molecular function: GTP binding; translation initiation factor activity; GTPase activity. The record is from RefSeq and is a predicted model, not a curated record. Gene Ontology annotation, biological process: translational initiation. The coding region runs from base 698 to 3541 and encodes 947 amino acids. The transcript has 15 exons.